Messenger RNA from Paramormyrops kingsleyae, 3848 nucleotides. Lineage: Eukaryota; Metazoa; Chordata; Actinopteri; Osteoglossiformes; Mormyridae. The record is from RefSeq and is a predicted model, not a curated record.
ACUUUACCACGCACCUAUCUUAAAGGAAAAUAUUUAAUCCGCAACUAUGACAGAGGGAAAUAACGGGUCCCAGUCACUUUCUUCUCCCGACUUACGUUCGAGGACAAGAAUCAGUGUGAAACGCUAUCCAAGCCCUCAGCACCUCCACCUCCUAAAAAAGUGGCCUGCGAAGGAGCCGGAUGCAAACAAAACCGAUAUUAAUUCAGACUCGGAGGACGAAAUAACCGGCAGAAAUCCUGUUUUAUCGCCAGCCACAUUUGAAAGAAAAGGGGAACAAGAAGAAAAGGAUGAAUUAGAGACCAAAGCAGUGGCGACCUCACCUGACGGCAGGUAUCUUAAAUUCAACAUCGAAAUUGGCAGAGGGUCGUUCAAGACUGUUUAUAGGGGCUUAGAUACGGAGACCACGGUGGAGGUGGCAUGGUGCGAGUUGCAGACACAGAAGCUGACGAAAGCUGAGAAGCAGCGCUUCAGCGAGGAGGCUGAGAUGCUGAAGGGCCUGCAGCAUCCCAAUAUCGUACGCUUCCAUGACUCCUGGAAGUCCACGGUCAAUGGCCAUAAGUGCAUCAUCCUGGUCACCGAGCUCAUGACCUCAGGAACCCUAAAAACGUACCUGAAGCGCUUUAAGGAGAUGAAGUUGAAGGUCCUGCAGCGCUGGAGCUGCCAGAUCCUAAGAGGCCUGCACUUCCUGCACAGCCGCAGCCCCCCGAUCAUCCACCGCGACCUCAAGUGCGACAACAUCUUCAUCACCGGCCCCACUGGCUCUGUGAAGAUCGGGGACCUUGGACUGGCCACCCUCAAGAGCACGUCCUUUGCUAAAAGCGUCAUCGGAACUCCUGAGUUCAUGGCCCCAGAAAUGUAUGAGGAAAAGUAUGACGAGGCAGUGGACAUCUAUGCCUUUGGCAUGUGCAUCUUGGAGAUGACCACGUCAGAAUACCCCUACUCUGAGUGUCGGAAUGCAGCCCAGAUCUACCGCAAGGUCACCAACGGAAUCAAGCCGGACAACUUCUUCAAAGUUAAAGUCCCCGAGCUUCAGGAGAUCAUUGAAGGAUGCAUACGGAUGAACAAAACUGAAAGGUACACCAUCCACGACCUUCUGGAGCACCCGUUCUUCCAGGAGCACGGCGGCAUGCACGUGGAGCUGGCAGAGGAGGACGACAUGCUGAAGUGCGGCCUGAAGCUCUGGCUGCGCAUGGACGACCCCAAGAAAUAUCGAGACAACAACGCCAUCGAGUUCCUCUUCGAUCUCUACAAGGAUGUGCCUGAGGAUGUCGCGCAAGAGAUGGUGGUCUCAGGAUUCGUGUCCGAGGUCGACUACAAACCCGUGGCCAGAUCCAUCCGUGACCGGGUGACGGCCAUCAAGCGGCAGAGGGACAAGCUGAGCAGGCCGAGGAAGACUACGCUGGAAAGGGAUGAGGAGCGUGGGCAACAGAUAGCAGCUGCUAAGGUUCCUGGCCCAGCUUCUGAGGGCAUCCUGCCCAUGCUCACCGUGUCUGCUCCUGCCCCUCCCCCGUCUGACAGGUCUGCAGACUCCCACAUGAGUCCACUCCUCUGCUCGGCACCCAAGGAGCCUGAUGCACAUCCUCAUGACCUCAGUCUGCAGCCCAGCUGCUCCCCCUUCACUUCUGAAUGUGAGACAGACGGCUUUCUGAGCUCUUCUGAGGGAAUUCCCACUCCUCAACAUUCUCCACUAAGUCCCGCCCCACCCAAGCAAACUCUACAAAUCCCAGCCCUUUGCUACCCCCUGAGUGUUGCAGAGUCCCAUAAUACUGAGUGCAGUCAGUCAGGAUCAAGCAGCGGUCUUUCCUCUCCCGUUGACAGUGACGGACAUGAAGGAGUCCUAACGGAAGGCAAGAUCUCCCGGGGGGGGAACCGGCCUCAGCUACACAUCACCAGGCUAUCGGACAAUGAGGACCGUGUGGUGGAGUGCCAGUUACAGACUCACAACAAAACAAUGGUGACCUUUAAGUUUGACCUUGACGGGGACAGUCCCGAGGACAUCGCCACUGUCAUGGUCAACAAUAAGUUCAUACUCCCAACUGAAUGGGACGGGUUUAUCCUCAACCUGCGUGACAUCAUCAGGAAGGCUGAGGCCCUCAUGAGAGGAAAGCCCUCUGGCCAGGAUGACCCAGCAGGGAUUUCCCAAAAGCUGUCUGUGAAAAAGGCCCGAACUCUGUCUGCCCCUCAGGUGAUUCCUGAAACCCCCGUCGGCUGUGAAGAUGUGGAAACCAUAGCCUUUCUGUCAAAAUCCCCUCUGGACAAAAGCUCCACGUCUCAGGCCAGUCAGACGAAGAACAGCGAAGAGGAGCAACAGGAUUCGGAGGCGAGCCUGAACACUGGGCUGAUGCUCUCUGGUCAGAUAUCCAGGAACAGUUUGGAAUAUAGCACCACAGUGAGAAGGAUGAUGGAAGCAGAAGAGCAAAUAAAGGAAGGCGAGGUAGCAGAGCCAGAGCAGAGGAGCCAGUACAGUGAAGGAACAGGAGAGAGCCAUGCAGAGGGUGGCUGUGAUGAAAGCAUCCAGCAGAAUGUCACCUUGCAGCCGCUUUGGAUAAACUAUGCUGGCAGCUCCUACCAGAGCAGCGAUGAGACAGAGACUGAGGAUGAAGAGAUCUGGGAGGAGCUGGAGGAACUUCGGAGCAGACACCAGUUAGAGGUUCAGGAACUGCAAGCUACCCAGAAGCAAGAGAUUGAGGAACUCUAUCAGAGCAUGGGAAAGGUGCCCCCUGCAGGCAUUGUUUCCCCCGCUACGAUGCUGUCCAACCACCAGCGGCACUUGGCAAAAGCCUACAUCUCAUCCCUCAAAAACAGCUUACUGAGACUUGAUCUUGUACCACCCACUGGUGGUCCAUCAUCAGGGACUGUGCGGAAAAACUCACAAGACAGGCCAAGCAAAGGAGUGACCUUCAAAACGGUGAGCAUGGGACCUCAAAGCUAAAUGGCAUCAUUCAUAUCACCACAUCACACACACAGAUUCCUGUCCUUCGUAGUUCCAGUUUUAAAUGUUUGUUGUCCUUUUCUUCUGCCUUUUCUAGUGAGCAGCUUUUGCCUGGAUCAUCUUGACUUGUGUGGUUCCCUCCUUUGAUCACACGACGUCCCCCUUGUUUCCCAGAAGGAUGGGGCUCACCAGUCUAAAAAGGGGACUCCUUACCUAACUGAUUCUUUUUUUACUGGACUGCAGACCACUGGUGGACUCAGGGUGCCUCCUUGCUGCCCCCACGGCUGAAAAAAUGUUGCUGCUCUUGUUAAUAGCAAAAAUGCUUGUGGUGCACUAUGGGUGCCUUUCUAGUGGAAAAACUCCAUGAAGUGCCCUCUAAGGUUACCCUUCCAAGUGAGCAUACAUGAUCAAGUGCCCUUGGGAUGGAGAUGGGAUCUCUGAUAGCCCACUAUGAGAUGCAGCGUCCUGCAUUUGUGAGAUAAUCAGAUGAAAUAAUGUACCCUGUAUGUGUUCUUAUGUACAGGAAAAUGUUACACCCAGGUUACCUCUGUAGUCGACAAGACAUUGAAUAACCAUAAUCGGGGAUGAUAACUAUUUCUCCCUAUGCAGCGUGCCAUUCCAUUAGGUGGGGGAGUGUGCAUGUCCUUCAGCUGGUGCCCUUUUCAGUUUUUCGCCCCUGUCCCUCAAACAGCCCGAGUUCUACACUGCUACGCACAGUUUAAUCAGAAACAGAUGCAAACGCUCACAUAAGAAAAUGCAUUGUAUUGGUUGUUGGGUGCUAAUGGAACAGUGUGUUUUUAAGUUAAUACGUUUUCCACAAAGUUUUCAGUGGUCCUUGUAUGCGUACAUCAAUGAGAAUAUAUUAUGCAAACUUUGUACUCUUUGUCAAAUUGCUGUAUGUCCUCUGAAAUACAAC